AGGUGUUGGCGGUAAAGGAUAAAGAGUCUUUGUCGGUGACAAAAAUAUUUUAACCUUAAAUAUUUUAAUUGGAAUUUGCAUUUAAUAAAUCAGAGAAGCGACGCGAGUGAGUUUUUUUUUUUUUACUUAGCGGAAUAUUAGUAGCCUACACAGUGACGUUGACGUCACAUGUAAGCCUGGGUAAGAUGGCGGCCGCGGCAAUUUUAGCAGAGCUCAAAUUCCCGGACGGACGCGCUCAAAAAGUCCAAACAGUCAAUGUUCCGGUGGAGGGGACGCUCCCGUCUUUAAUGGAAGGUCUUCACAAAGUGAGCGAGAAGGUCUCGCUCCUUCUUAACGAGCUAGUGGCAAUGGAAAGGCUCGCCGGAGAUGGCGGCGAGCUCGAUGACGAAGAAGAUGGAGAAGACGAUGCCGACAGCAGUGACGGCGAGACAGAAGAGCAAGUCCACCAGUUACCGCCGCCUGUUAAAAAAGCCAAAACGUGAAAGUCCAGUGCCCAAUCAUUCUUUUUGCUUUUUGUAUCUAUUUUCUAGCUAAUAAAUUACCACGCUUCAACAUCUUCCCC
Molecule: messenger RNA, 562 nt
Organism: Corythoichthys intestinalis (scribbled pipefish)
Lineage: Eukaryota; Metazoa; Chordata; Actinopteri; Syngnathiformes; Syngnathidae
Exons: 2
Coding region: 186-482 (98 amino acids)
Cellular component (GO): EKC/KEOPS complex
Source: RefSeq, a predicted model, not a curated record